This is a messenger RNA of Tarenaya hassleriana, 2948 nucleotides long. RefSeq names its product probable glucan 1,3-alpha-glucosidase. Gene Ontology annotation, molecular function: alpha-glucosidase activity; carbohydrate binding. The record is from RefSeq and is a predicted model, not a curated record. Bases 50 to 2803 code for a protein of 917 amino acids. The transcript has 6 exons. NCBI's taxonomy places the organism in Eukaryota, Viridiplantae, Streptophyta, Magnoliopsida, Brassicales, Cleomaceae. Gene Ontology annotation, biological process: N-glycan processing; carbohydrate metabolic process.
UCCCAUCGAUUUCUCACUCUCAUUGGGAUUCCAUGAAUGCAGCAGCAGAAUGAGAUCUCUUGCCUUGGUGUUGUUCCUUUUUCUCGGCUCCCAAACAGCAUUUUCCUGGAAAAAGGAGGAGUUUCGCACCUGCAACCAGACCCCUUUCUGCAAACGCGCUAGAUCCCGCACUCCCGGCGCGUGCCCUCUCAUUGCUGGCGAUGUCUCCAUAUCCAACGGUGACCUUGUAGCCAAGCUCCUCCCGAAAACCCAUUCUCAAGGAGAUGCGGAUCAGAUCAAGCCGUUGAUUCUCUCUCUUUCGGUUUAUCGGGAUGGGAUCGUGCGGCUAACGAUCGAUGAAGAUCACUCCCUGGACCCGCCGAAGAAGCGGUUCCGAGUUCCCGACGUGAUAGUCUCCGGAUUCGAGGAGAAGAAGGUUUGGUUGCAGGGCGCAACGACGGAGACGAUUGCAGGAGACAAUAGUCCGUCUUCUGUGGUCUACGUAUCGGACGGCUACGAGGCAGUGCUGCGGCAUGAUCCCUUUGAAAUCUUCGUCCGCGAGAAAUCGGGCGAUCGACGCCGAGUUUUGUCUCUGAACUCCCAUGGAUUAUUCGAUUUUGAGCAAUUGAGUAGGAAAAGUGAUGGCGAGAACUGGGAAGAGAGUUUUAGGAGCCAUACUGAUUCGAGACCGUAUGGCCCUCAAUCCAUUAGCUUCGAUGUUUCGUUCUACGAUUCCAAUUUUGUUUAUGGAAUUCCUGAACGCGCCACAAGCUUCGCUCUAAAACCGACUAGGGGUCCUGGAGUUGAGGAAUCUGAGCCUUACAGGCUCUUCAAUCUAGAUGUCUUUGAGUACCUCCAUGAAUCACCAUUUGGGCUAUAUGGGUCAAUCCCUUUCAUGGUUUCACAUGGGAAAUCUGGUAAAAGUUCCGGUUUUUUCUGGUUGAAUGCUGCUGAGAUGCAGAUUGACGUUUUGUCAGAUGGGUGGGAUGCGGAAAGUGGAAUUUCCUUGCCAUCUAGCCAGAGUAGGAUCGACACUUUUUGGAUGAGCGAGGCAGGGAUCGUAGAUACGUUCUUUUUCAUCGGGCCAGAGCCAAAAGAUGUAGUGAAACAGUAUGCACGUGUGACGGGUACUUCGGCUAUGCCACAGUUGUUUGCAACAGGCUAUCACCAAUGCAGGUGGAAUUACAAAGACGAGGAGGAUGUGGAGCAAGUGGACUCGAAAUUCGAUGAACAUGAUAUCCCUUACGACGUUCUAUGGCUUGAUAUUGAGCAUACCGAUGGGAAGAGAUACUUUACAUGGGAUAAAGUCUUGUUCCCUCAUCCAGAGGAGAUGCAGAAGAAAUUAUCUGCCAAGGGCAGGCGGAUGGUGACUAUUGUGGAUCCUCAUAUCAAGAGGGAUGAUUCGUAUUUCCUACAUAAGGAGACUACUCAGAAGGGGUAUUAUGUUAAGGACUCGUCGGGGAAAGACUUUGAUGGUUGGUGCUGGCCUGGUUCAUCGUCGUACAUUGAUAUGCUGAGUCCGGAGAUUAGGACAUGGUGGGGUGGCAGGUUUUCGUGCGAGAAUUAUGUUGGUUCCACUCCGUCAUUGUACAUCUGGAAUGACAUGAAUGAACCUUCUGUGUUCAAUGGUCCAGAGGUUACUAUGCCUAGAGAUGCAUUACAUGUUGGGGGCGUGGAACAUAGAGAAGUUCAUAAUGCUUACGGGUAUUACUUUCACAUGGCGACUUCAGACGGGCUUGUCAUGCGUGGAGAAGGAAAGGACAGGCCUUUUGUAUUGUCGAGAGCUGUCUUUCCCGGAACUCAAAGAUACGGAGCUGUCUGGACUGGAGAUAACACGGCGGAGUGGGAACACUUGCGUGUAUCUGUUCCAAUGAUUUUGACACUCGGUCUUACCGGAAUAACAUUCUCGGGUGCUGAUGUUGGUGGAUUUUUUGGCAACCCUGAAACAGAAUUACUGGUUAGGUGGUACCAGUUGGGAGCUUACUAUCCAUUUUUCAGGGGUCAUGCCCAUCACGAUACCAAACGACGAGAGCCUUGGUUAUUCGGGGAGCGCAAUACCGAACUCAUGAGAGAUGCCAUACAUGUUCGGUACAUGCUUCUUCCGUAUUUCUACACUCUGUUCAGAGAAGCAAAUGUUACCGGUGUUCCCGUUGUACGGCCACUGUGGAUGGAAUUCCCACAUGAUGAAGCUACCUUUAGCAACGAUGAAGCUUUCAUGGUCGGUAAUGGUCUAUUGAUCCAAGGAAUUUACAGUAAGGGAGCUAAACAAGCAUCGGUGUACUUGCCCGGGAAAGAAUCAUGGUAUGAAAUGAGAAGCGGGAAGAUAUAUGCAGGAAGCAAGACACAUAAGGUCGAGGUUUCGGAAGAGAGCAUUCCAGCUUUCCAAAGGGCCGGAACUAUCAUCCCCCGGAAAGAUCGAUUCAGGAGAAGCUCUUCUCAGAUGGACAAUGAUCCUUAUACUUUGGUUGUGGCCUUGAACAGUUCUCAAGCCGCAGAGGGUGAACUCUACAUCGAUGAUGGGAAAAGCUUCGAAUUCAAGCAAGAGUCCUAUAUCCACCGCAAGUUCGUAUUCUCAAACGGGCGGCUCACGUCCUCGAACCUCGCUCCACGAGCUCGGUUCUCUUCCGGUUGCAUGGUGGAGAGGAUUAUUCUGAUGGGUCAUGCCUCUGGACCGAAAUCUGCUCUGGUUGAACCAUCAAACCAGAAGACGGACGUUGAGAUGGGACCGCUCAGGCUGGGCGGGGCUGCGGGAUCGGGUUCCGCCUUGACGAUCCGCAACCCGGGAGUCCGAGUGGACGAGGACUGGUCGAUUAAGAUUCUGUGAGUUGGUCUGAACCACUCGCCGGUGGUUACUGGCCGUUAACUUUCAAGUCUUUUUAGCCGUAAGAACUAGCAGUUUCCUUCCGAGUCAUCAUUUGAGAGUAGAGAUUACGAUAUUCAACACGACAUUAUACAUUGGCUUUUUAUCA